This is a messenger RNA of Caenorhabditis auriculariae, 1357 nucleotides long. Lineage: Eukaryota; Metazoa; Nematoda; Chromadorea; Rhabditida; Rhabditidae. The record is from the annotation of a GenBank genome assembly.
AUGCCGGGAGCGACGCAACUUCUGCUCUUCGUGCUACUUGUUCUCAAUUUAAUAGUGGGAGGUGCCCGUUUUCUGUGUAAUUUCCUGAUUUUGGGCAAACUGUUGUAAACCGAAACACAAAAAGGCACCCGUCAGGAAAGUUGGCGACUCAGUCCGGUCAAACAGGGUCAGUUUGUCGGAUGGAGCGCGUUUGGCUGACUGGUUUCCGCUUUCAGAUGAUGACACCAAGAGAUGACUCGAUUAUCACGGCGGUAGAGGAAGAGCGUUCGUUUUCGAAUUUCAAUCUCUGUUUUUUUUUCCAAAUAGGAAAAAUCACUAAAUUUAUAAAUAUCUUACAAAGAAAUGAAAAUAAUCGAGCCAAGGUGCUCAAAAGUGUAUUUCAGUCAAAUUUCUGCGAAUUUCCAGAACUUUUAGACAUUUAUUUGCUUUGUGAGCGUGAGAAAAUAUACAUGUUCUACUUAAAAUUAACUAAUUUGUCCUUUUAAAUUGCAGAAGAUAAAAAAGAUACAAGUUCGAGAAAAAGCGGGAAACUUACGGGACAGAAGAAGAAGAAAAUCGUGAAAAUGCCCAAAGGCAAGAAACAAAAGGUUCGAAGUUUUCGAAAAAAAAAAACUGCCGUGACAGGAGAAUUUCGUACUGAUAUAUAUAUAGAAGACCGCAUUCCUGAAGUCAUAGCCGUACUGGGAAAACUUUUUAGUGGCCCCUUAAAUGACUUAAAUUUAGUGAUAUCUUAAGAAGUUUAGGUGGGCCCACUAGACCAAUAGGAACUACUAGUGUCCACUCCCCUUCAAGCAGUCCUUGAGGAGCCUCUUAAGGGGCCAAUAGAGUUUUUCUCAGUACAUACAUAGCGACGGAAUUUAUGAGAUUGUUAAAUGGGCUUUUCCUGGUACGGGAAAUGGAUUUUGGCUUUGUGGACGGAAGCGGGAAAAUUCUAAUUUCCUACACCAUUUCCGGAAAAGCCCGUCAGGAAUUUGUGCAGAUUUGAAUAUUUCGGAUUAGCAACAUUUUAAACGAAAUUCAGAUAAAUUGAAGAUUUUUAUCAGAUAUACUUCCCCUUUCUCUAGAGCUUUUGAAUAUUCAAAAAACGGUUUCAGAAGCUGAAUAUGUCGAACGAAACGGGUUCAGAAGAGAACGCCGGUCACGCGACUCCGGGGAGCAAAGAACCUCCUAUUGUUUGUUGUCUUUUAUUUAGAAGCUCUAUUUUGAUCUUUUCCAAAACCUUUCUAAAAUUACCCAUUCCAGAGGUCCAAUGAGAGUGCCCGAAACCCCAGAGACUUCCCAGUCGGUAAGUUCAACAAAAAUGUUAUCUCAUCAAAUUCUGAUUUCUAUUUCAGCACAUCUAGUACGUCUCAAAUGA